AUGGCUGAUCGAGCAACCACCCUCGCGCGCGGAAAUGGAAAGCAGAAGUCGUGCGAAGCCUGUCAGAAGACGAAGGUCAAAUGCGAUUAUAAGACGCCGUCCUGUGGUCGGUGUUCUCGAAGGGGAACUAUGUGCUUGUACAGCCGUACACCUGGGACAAACAAAUUUCGGAUCACAAAAGGGGAUGCCAGUGCCCCAUAUACUGUCUCGUGGGCUCCUACCCGCUCCAAUGGUUUGUAUUGUGAUUGCGUAGUCACUAAUCCGCGCAGAAGGCCAUGCGCAGAUCCGCCAUUUGCCCCACCCCGAGAAGACAUACCGGCACAGGGCAUCACAAUCCACACAGUGGCCUCAGCAGACACGGGCUUCCUGGGGCCGACCAGCUAUCGGGCUGAGGUGCAACACGCCGCACAUUCGCGCAUCAUUGUAAAUACUGCUCAAAGUAUGGGACAUGAGGGAGCGGCGGACGCUCAAGGAACCCUGACGGUCGAACUGGAGCGCCUGGAGCAGGGUCUAAGGAUCAUUGACUAUCUAAAUGCGCACGCCACCUUGAUCCGCAAACUGGUCGACCGGAUGUAUACGCUGGGCCGACUUGUGAUCAUCCCGAAAGUCAUCAUGCGAGGUGUACUAGAUAGCCUAUGGGAGGCACUCAGCGAGGAUCCCGUCCAGAGCGAUCCUUUGAAUUCGAGAUGUGCGGUUCACAUCUUUGAAAACUCAUACAAGCCCAUGCCCUCGGGCAAGCCCAUUGGGGUGGAGCAGUUUUGCUCCUUGAUUACUGGGGUCAAUGUCCGGUGGGAGACUAUUGGGAACGUCCUAGUGAUGGCCUGCUUGUGCUUGUGUCAUAUUCCCGAAUCGGAGGCGACACUGUUGGAUCCGUCAGCUAGCUCCACGCCGGCGCAGAUUCUAUCUCGACUCCGAGAAGUGACGAAUCGGGCGAUAUUUCUCUGCAGUGGACUCCCACUGUGCAAUGAGCUGGUGGUCUGUCUGAAAUAUAACCACAUGUUGCUUAUGUCUCAGCUCUGGGGCAAUACCGAUCAGCGAAUUUAUUAUGCUCUUGGGGAGCUGACGUCUGCUGUAUAUGCCACGGGCAUGCACCAGCACAGGGGGUCUGGUGACAAAUAUCCCAAAUUUCUCAGUGCAUGGCGCCAGAGAUGUUUCGCCAUUGUUUAUUCGAUGGACAAAAUCUUUGCCACCUUCUUCGGGAGACCACCAUUCCUCAAUCGCCACUACUGCAAUAUAGAGCCAGUCGUUGAGCUACGCGGCGUGAUAGAAGAUCCAAGCCACCCAACACUGGAGAGGCUCGACGAGGUCUAUUGUAAUGAAAAGAGCGGGAAUGAUCAACCGGAGCCGCCAGGCUACCUCCGUGUUCGUUACCUCCUGUCCAUUGUUCGUGAGGAGAUUCUCGAGCUUCACCUCGGAACAGCGACUCACGACGUUUCUGUAAAAUCAGAACAGUUAAUCCGCAAGCUCCAGUCCCUCUGGGAGUCCUGCUCUCCUCGAUUACAAUAUUCCCCGCAGCUAUGGACAAGACCCAUGCCACGUCAAACCAUCUGGUUCAUCUUUGCUCUCCACUUGGAACAUCGCUACUCGUUGUUCUUAAUUCAACGGCUCCGGGCCCAAAAGUGUCCCUCCGAGUCCCCCGCUCCGUUGCUGUCUGUAGCCAAAGAUAUCCUGUCAACCAUUCUGGUACUUAACAAAGAGCGCGAGCGCCUACGAGAGAUCCGUAGUGACUUGGGCAGUGUGCUUCUUCCCUUUGGACUCCCCACCGCAGAAGUACUAUUGCAAGAUCUGCUUCAUACUCCCGUGGAAUAUCCGAGCAUACCGUGUGGACGACCUUCCCGGUCGGAUACCAUCCGCGACCUCAUUCUGUUCGUCUCGUGUCUCGAAUGGGCUGUUAAGCCGGAGUCGGGUCAUUUCGAAUUCGCGCAAACCAUCCAAGAGAGGUUCACCCGGCUGCUCGAUGCGAUCCUUGACCCACAGCGUAGCAGACCAGUCCAGGUACCUGGUAGCGCUGCAGGUGCGGAAUGGCCUCCUGAAGACAGCGGAUACCUUAACCCAGAGCUCGAUGUCAACCACUUCGUCGAUUGGGACCUUACUAGUACCCAAGCUGUCGGUUUUGAUUUGUUGAGCGGGUCGAUAAUCUGAGGGUCGCAAAUGUUAAUUGUGGACCAAAACAGGUACGCAGUGCUUCCCAACAUAUAAAUCGCAUCAACUUGACAAGAGCACUGGGAGAUGGAUGAUGGAUAAAUUCAGAGUACGUGAG
This is a messenger RNA of Aspergillus welwitschiae, 2260 nucleotides long. RefSeq lists its product as uncharacterized. The record is from RefSeq and is a predicted model, not a curated record. The transcript is spliced from 4 exons. Lineage: Eukaryota; Fungi; Ascomycota; Eurotiomycetes; Eurotiales; Aspergillaceae. The coding region runs from base 1 to 2142 and encodes 713 amino acids. Gene Ontology annotation, cellular component: nucleus. Gene Ontology annotation, molecular function: zinc ion binding; DNA-binding transcription factor activity, RNA polymerase II-specific; DNA binding. Gene Ontology annotation, biological process: regulation of DNA-templated transcription; DNA-templated transcription.